This is a messenger RNA of Cucurbita moschata (crookneck pumpkin), 2697 nucleotides long. RefSeq lists its product as uncharacterized. The coding region runs from base 147 to 2267 and encodes 706 amino acids. The transcript has 3 exons. NCBI's taxonomy places the organism in Eukaryota, Viridiplantae, Streptophyta, Magnoliopsida, Cucurbitales, Cucurbitaceae. The record is from RefSeq and is a predicted model, not a curated record.
UUCUCCAUCACCAUCGUCAAACGAAAUCCGCUGUCACCCCUUUUCUUCUCUGAAACCCUCGUUAGACACCUUUACCUGAACCUGAAUCCACCGUUUUUCUACGCCAAAUCACCACCAUCUUUCUCAAUGGCAGUGUCGCGCCGGAGAUGAUGAAGGUAUCCUCUAAGAAGCCUCAGCAUCCGGCGCCAUUCCCGCCGGCACGCAACCAACUUCCGGAUUUGGAUCUUCAGUGCCGGCCGCCUUCCAGUCGAGCCACGCGGAGAACAAUCCGAAGUCCAGCCCGUGUAAGAAGACUUUCAGCUCCGGUUGGGAAGCGGAGCCGCCCUGAGACGCCCUUGCUUAAGUGGAAGAUCGAGGAACCUGAGAAUGAAGAUUAUGAAGUUCAGGAGGAGGAUGAGAAGAAGUUGCCUCUGGAAACCAGCCAGAGAGGUCGCUGUAGAGGAACUAAAGGAAGGAAAGUCGUCGUUUCGGCCAGGAAGCUCGCGGCUGGAAUCUGGAGAUUGCAGCUGCAGGAGGCGGUCGCUAGUGAAGGGAGGAACGGCGGCCUGCGGAGGAGGGAGGAUCUCCUAGGGUUUCAGCCUCGCAUUGGUCACAUCGGUGCUCCAGCUCUUCAUCCUGAGGUUAAGAUAGCAUUUAAUUCUGAAAUGAAUGAUCUAUUACAUAGUCCGCGUUCUGUCUCUGAUUCAAGAAAUGGACCAUUGUGCAAGUUUGAGCCCUCAUUACGAUAUUCAAACACAGCAAUGGAAGGGGCAACAAAGUGGGAACCUGCAUGCUUGAAAACACCAGUUGAGGCUCGUCAGAUUUACAGCCAAAUGAGGCUUCUUGAUCAACAAGGUGCUGCUUCAGGCCUAUCAGCGCUUGAAGCUGAACUAGAGCAGGCCCACUUGCAGAUCGAGGAACUUCAAGCGGAGCGUAAUGCUUCAAAAAAGAAGCUUGAAUACUUCUUGAGGAAAGUCAGUGAAGAAAAAGCUUUAUGGCGGAGCAGAGAGCAUGAGAAAGUAAGAGCAUUUAUUGAUGAUAUGAAGGCUGAGUUGAACAGAGAGAAGAAAACCCGGCAAAGAGUGGAAAUGAUUAAUUCAAAAUUGGUUAAUGAGUUGUCCGAUGCUAAGCUAUUUGCGAAGCGGUUUAUGCAAGACUAUGAAAAAGAAAGGAAGGAAAGAUCAUUGGUAGAGGAAGUAUGUGAUGAACUCGCAAAGGAAAUUGGCGAUGACAAAGCAAGAAUAGAAGCUUUGAAGAGAGACUCCAUGAAAUUUAGAGAGGAAGUUGACGAAGAACGGAGAAUGUUACAGAUGGCUGAGGUCUGGCGGGAGGAACGUGUUCAAAUGAAGCUGGUCGAUGCCAAGGUGGCACUUGAAGAGAAAUACUCACAGAUGCGUAAUCUAGUAGCAGACCUUGAAGACUUCUUAAGGUCGAAAAGUGCAACCCCAGAUGUAUCAGAGAUGAAAAAGGCUUUGCUACUUAGGGAGGCUGCUGCUUCUGUGAAUAUUCAAGACGUCACAGAAUUUGUUUAUGAACCUUCAAACCCAGAUGACAUCUUCUCUGUGUUUGAAGAUGUUAAUUUUGGAGAAUCAAAUAAGAGAGAAACUGGACAGUGCAUUGCUUACAGCCCAUCUAGUAAUGCUUCUAAAGUCCAGACUGCAAGUCUUGAAGCUAAUGUGACUGAUAGGAUUGGCAUCCAGAAACAUACGAAUUUAUUUAUUGAUCAUAACGGCGGUAUAGAAGAAGAUGAGAGUGGGUGGGAAACUGCGAGUCAUCUGGAGGAUCAGGGCUCAAGCAAUUCCCUGGAAGAAAGUAUUGAAUCUGUCAAAAAGAAUCAUCGAGAGAGUAAUGCUUCAGUGAGCGGGAAUGAAUGGGAAGGAAACGGAGGUGGAUACUCGCCCGUUUCCGAUAUCAGUGAAGUCUGCUCGGUUCCAUCAAAGCAAUUAAAAAAGAUAUCAUCCAUCGCACGGCUUUGGAAAUCAUGCUCAAACAAUGAAGGGUACAAACUAAUCUCACUUGAAGGCAUUAAUGGCAGGCUUUCAAAUGGUAGAUUAUCAAGUGCAAGUAUCUUAUCUGCAGAUGGGGGCUCAAUGAGAAGCGGGAUUAGUCCUCCAGAAUUAGCAGGACAGUGGAGCUCUCCCGACUCGAGCAAUGUUCACGGGACGCAAGGGAAGAAAGGAUGCAUCCCUCGCAACACAAUCAAAGGUAGUUUAAAGGCAAAGCUCCUGGAGGCAAGAAUGGAAAGCCACAAGGUCCAGUUGCGCCAGGUCCUGAGGCAGAAGAUCUAGAUGGUUGUAUUCAGUGCUUGCUUCCAAAAGUGAUUCGAUUUGUGUUCAUUGAAGACUCUCACGUUCUUCAAGGAAGCUUAGAACUGGCUUCGAUGCACCAUUUAUCAGGCUUGGCUCCUAGCGAUUCCCCAGGAUUCUUACGGGAAGGCAAAACAAUGAUAAGUCAACCAAACGAUUCAUUUCUCUGUUAUUGUUAACAUCAAUGCAAGCCAUUCAGAUGUAAACGCAUUCUUAGUAUCUAUAAUGAUUGGUGACCAAGAUGAUUGGUUUGUUCAUUCUCGUCAUUGUAAUUUAUAAUUUUGCAAUGUAAAAUGCCCCCUUCUGAAUUCUUCUCUAGUUAAGAUAGUGGAAAGAGUAGAAUGACUUGUAGUUGCAGGGUAAGGCCACAGGUGUAAUGUUAAUUUCCAAAUAAGGAGAUGAGUCUUUUACA